UGUAAUAAGUGUAUUCUGUUUCAGGGAGCAUCAAAAAAUCUCAAUCUGAUGGAAUGGGAUAAACUCUGGAGCAUUAAUAAGAAGAUCAUUGAUCCUGUGUGCCCCCGACAUACUGCUGCCGUUGAAGAAAGGCGUGUGCUGUUGACCCUGAUAAAUGGUCCUGAGGAACCAUUUAGCCGCAUCAUACCUAGGCAUAAGAAAUAUGAGGGUGCUGGGGAGAAGUGUACGACAUACACAAAGAGGAUAUGGAUUGAGCAUGCUGAUGCCGAAUCCAUCUCGGUAGAUGAGGAAAUAACAUUGAUGGAUUGGGGAAAUGCCAUAGUAAAGACAAUAGAGAAGGGCCAAGAUGGGAUCAUCACACAGUUGACAGGGGUUUUGCACCUUGAAGGAUCUGUCAAGACCACAAAGUUGAAGCUUACUUGGCUGCCUGAAACAAGUGAACUAGUUAACCUCACACUGGUGGAGUUUGACUAUCUAAUUACAAAGAAGAAGGUACGUGCUAGUUAACUGAUAGUGUAAGCUUUUUUAAUCAGGAAAUGUAAAUUCAUUCUGGAGUGGCAAUACGAGUAAUCAUCUUCAUAUGAAAUAUUAAAACAUUAGGGUGGAAAAGUUCAGUAACAACCAGAUUGACCAUUGUUUUUUUGAUACUCUCAUUCCAACAAAAUCUUGCACCAAGCGAUUUCUUGGUUAUAAUCUGCUGACAUCAAUGCAGAUGUCAAAGUUUUUCAUAUUUGUGUCCAAAUUUUUAAAACCUUAACAAGUAUACCUUUUCAUUUAUUAACUUGUGAAUCUAGUCCACUGAAACACUGUGUCAUAUGUGCUAACUUGUGGCAGAAUUUUAGUUAUGUGCUUGUGGCUAAAUGGAUAAGCUUGUUUUCUAUAAUCAAGUCGUAUAAACAGUGGUAUCCUAAAUUGUGUUUGAGCAAAAUUGCUUGUAAGUCAUGCACUAAUAUAUAAGUAGGUACUGUUGUAUUUUAUUUCACUUUUGGGUGGACUGACAUAGGAAUUUUAAUAUUUGGGUCCAUAAUGAGCUAGAUCAAUUCUAUAAGUACUUGAGGAAGCCAUGUACUCUCACCCUACAUGUAUAAAUGAAGUUAGCCCAUUAGACUUCAUCAUUAGAGUAAUUAGGGUUGAGAGACUAGUGCCCCUACACACACAACACAACAGGACAAAGGGAGGAAGAUGGCAGACUCAUCUUCUAACAAAGAAGGUAUGUUUUUACAUUCUUUUCAUUUUUGUUCACAUGCU
Messenger RNA from Corylus avellana, 1248 nucleotides. The record is from RefSeq and is a predicted model, not a curated record. Lineage: Eukaryota; Viridiplantae; Streptophyta; Magnoliopsida; Fagales; Betulaceae.